Messenger RNA from Neofelis nebulosa (Clouded leopard), 2797 nucleotides. It is a transcript of the gene TAAR1, whose product is annotated as trace amine associated receptor 1. The transcript has a single exon. Gene Ontology annotation, molecular function: trace-amine receptor activity. NCBI's taxonomy places the organism in Eukaryota, Metazoa, Chordata, Mammalia, Carnivora, Felidae. The record is from RefSeq and is a predicted model, not a curated record. Bases 1 to 1005 code for a protein of 334 amino acids. Gene Ontology annotation, cellular component: membrane. Gene Ontology annotation, biological process: G protein-coupled receptor signaling pathway.
AUGAUGUCCUUUUGCCACAAUGUCAUUAAUAUUUCUUGUGUGAAAAGCAGCUGGUCAAAUGAUGUCCGUGCUUCCCUGUACAGUUUAAUGGUGCUCAUAAUUCUGACCACACUCAUUGGCAAUCUGAUAGUCAUUAUUUCCAUAUCACACUUCAGGCAACUUCAUACCCCAACGAAUUGGCUCAUUCAUUCCAUGGCGACUGCGGAUUUUCUGCUGGGGUGCCUGGUCAUGCCUUAUAGUAUGGUGAGAUCUGUUGAGCAUGGCUGGUACUUUGGAGAAGUCUUCUGUAAAAUUCACACCAGCACUGACAUUAUGCUGAGCUCGGCGUCCAUUUUCCACUUGUCCUUCAUUUCCAUUGACCGCUACUAUGCCGUGUGUGACCCACUGAGAUACAAAGCCAAGAUCAGUAUCUUGGUUAUUUUUGUGAUGAUCUUCAUUAGUUGGAGUGUCCCCGCUCUUUUUGCAUUUGGAAUGAUCUUUCUGGAGCUCAACUUCAAAGGAGCUGAAGAGAUAUAUUACAAGUACAUUCACUGCAUAGGAGGUUGCUCUGUCUUCUUUAGCAAAACAUCUGGGGUACUGGCCUUUAUGACUUCUUUCUAUAUACCUGGAUCUAUUAUGUUGUGUGUCUAUUCCAGAAUAUACUUCAUAGCUCAAGGACAGGCAAGAUCCAUUAAUGAUGCAAUUGGAUUGGAAGAGAAAAAUGGAAUGUCACAAAACAAAGAAAGGAAAGCUGCAAAGACUUUAGGGAUUGUGGUGGGAGUUUUCCUAAUAUGCUGGUGUCCUUUCUUUGUCUGCAUGGUCAUGGACCCUUUCCUGGACUAUGCUAUUCCACCCACCUUAAAUGAUGCAUUGGUCUGGUGUGGCUACCUGAACUCUACUUUCAAUCCAAUGGUUUAUGCAUUUUUCUACCCCUGGUUCAGAAAAGCACUGAAGAUGAUUCUAUGUGGUAAAAUUUUCCAAAAAGACUCUUGUAGGCAUAAACUAUUUUUAGAGUCACAUCCAUAGAAUUAUUAUAUUUACUGUUUACUGCUUUGCAAAACAGCUGGUGAUCAUAAUUUUGAACACAACAUAAUUAACCACAUGCACCAAUUGAGGGGUCUUUCAUCAAAUGUUUGAGCCAAAGAAUGGAUAGUGACAUAUAAUGCUUUUAUUUCACUUCCUUUUUGGGACACAGUGGGUGUAAUCCUUGCCAUGCUUACUAUUACAUAGAAGCUUUGCAAGUCCAGAAUUUAAGGCCCUACGUUAAGAGCCUUUCUUGCCCUUAGCUGAACUGCCAUGAAUUGACAAUUGUUCAAUGCUGAAAUUAUGGGGUCGCAAUUGGAUAUGCAAAUUAGAAUUACUUUGUCAUCCAUUUGCUCGAAUAUAUAUGUCUUUUUGUGAAAUCAAAUAAAGUACACAUUAAAUGAUAUUAAAUACUUUUUAUACAUAAUUUGCUAUUUAUCAUGAAUUCUUAUUAAUAUGUAUUCCACUUGUAAAAUAUUUUGAUUUUCAUCUUUUUAUAAUAUGCUUUCUUGAUUCUCAUACUUGCAGAAAUUUGGAAAAUAAGGAAAAAUAAAAAUAAAAUAUCGUAUAGAAACAAAAUGAAAAUAAAGAUAUCACUCAUAGUUCACCUCCUGAAAAAACUUAAAAUUCUUGACAACAUAAUUUUUUGGUAACUCUAUACUGUUACAUUGUAUGGAUGCACAAAGAUUUUUUUAGACCAUUUCUCUGUUGACCGCUUAGACUUCAGUUUCUUUUUUUUGUUUUGUUUUUUAAUAAUGGAAAUGAAACCAACUUUCUGUCUGUCACCUGCUACUGAAAGUUAGGAAAGUGUCUGAAAGGAUUUCACUGUAUUUCAAGGUUGUGCCUGGUAUGGCAGGACUCAAAAUACAAGCUCUAGGAAGUAAGACAAAUCCAUUUGUUGGGUUCCAGGCUGCAUCGAAAGAGAAACAGAUGGCAUCCACACGAGGAGAAAAAGGAACAGGGGCGCCUGGGUGGCUCAGUCGGUUGAGCCUCCGGCUUCGGCUCAGGUCAUGAUCUCACAGCUUGUGAGUUUGAGCCCCGCGUCGGGCUCUGUGUCUCCCUCUCUCUCUGCCCUCUCUCUCUUCCCCAACUCAUGCUCUGCCUCUUUCUCUCUCAGGAAUAAAUAAACGUUAAAAAAAAAAAGAAAAAGAAAAUAAAGAACAAAUGAUAGUUUCAAAUAAGAUUCCCUAACAGGAGUGGGCAACCAUUCUUAAUUGUAAGCACUGAUUUCCAGUUGAACUGUUUCUCAUACAGGCUUCAAGUAGUCUGUUGCAUGGGGAGUAACCCUAGGGAUUUGGAUUUAUUUAUUUAAUAAAAGAGACUUAUGCUCAUGAGUACGUUAGGGUAAGGCAGCUAAUUUUAAAUGAAAUUAAAACACACCUUCUUGCAUACAAAUGUGUGUUCACAAACUUGAUGAUCUCCGAGGAUAUGUUAAAUCCUUCUAGCUCUCACAGUCUGUUUCAAGACUACAUGUUUUGUUUCAUUGAUCUGACUAGAGUUUUGUUCUGGUACAUUUAAAAAACACAAGUUACCUUUUCAUUGAGUGUAUGAUAAGACAAAUUGUCAUUAUUUACUCCUAGUGUCAAAAAUUACCUUGACUUUUUUUUAGCUGAGAUGAUUCUGUCAGAUUCUAAAAAGGGAACAAAAGCAUUUAGACGGCUUUCUGUACAUUAUAGCAAGUUUCUGUGGUGUUCUCCAUUUGCUCCCACACAAUCCUCUUAAAAUUAUUCCUAGACAUUUUGUACUUUUGUGUAUGUGUGUUUUGCCUAUUGUGAAUAAAUCUUUUUUUAAGCCA